CAUAUUUUCUAGCUACACUCGCCGGUGCCGUCUCUCCCCCACUCUCUACACCGUCCGACGGCGGCGGCGCCGCCCCCAGAAGGACUCCAGAUGCCGCCCAACCACCCUCCGGCGCCGAAGCCCUUCAAGCCGUACUUCUUCUACGGCCACCGCAAGCCCUCCCAGAACCGCCCCGUCGUCUACGGCGGCCUCUUCUCCUCCCGCAAGACCAUCCCCGCUCGACAGAGCCCCAGACCCACGAGCCCGCCGGCUCCCUUCCACCUCCACAGAUGGGACUCCGACCACCGCGGCCCCCUCCCGUCUCCGCCGCCGGCGCCCGAGCCUCCCUCCUCCCUCGCCGCCUCCCGCCGCCUCUCCCCAAUCGCCCGCUUCAUCGUCGACGCGUUCCGCCGGAACCGCGGCGACUGGGGCCCGCCCGUCGUCGCCGAGCUCUGCAAGCUCCGCCGCGUGACGCCCAGCCUCGUCGCGGAGGUGCUCAAGGCGGAGAGUAACCCCACGAUCGCCUCCAAGUUCUUUGCUUGGGCAGGUAGGCAAAAGGGUUAUAGGCACGACUAUGCGGCCUACAAUGCACUUGCUUAUUGCUUGAAUAGGAACCACAAGUUCCGAGCUGCUGACCAGGUGCCCGAGUUGAUGGACUCGCAGGGGAAGCCGCCUAGUGAGAAGCAAUUCGAGAUUUUGAUUAGGAUGCAUGCGGAUGCCAAUAGGGGGUUGAGGCUUUACUAUGUGUAUGAGAAGAUGAAGAAGUUCGGCGUGAAGCCGCGUGUGUUUUUGUAUAACAAGAUUAUUGAUGGGUUGGUGAGGACUGAUCAUUUGGAUUUGGCAUUGUCUGUUUACGAUGAUUUUAGGAGUGACGGGCUGGUUGAGGAUAGCGUCACUUACAUGAUCCUGAUAAAAGGUUUGUGUAAGGCAGGGAAAAUUGAUGAAAUGAUGGAGCUUUUGGCUAAAAUGAGAGCAAACUUGUGUAAGCCGGAUGUUUUUGCAUAUACAGCAAUGGUUAAGAUAUUGGUUUCAGAAGGGUAUUUAGACGGAUGUUUAGGGGUGUGGGAGGAAAUGAAGAGAGAUGGUGUCGAGGCUGAUGUUAUGGCAUAUGGAACCUUGGUUACGGGAUUGUGUAAAGGAAAGAGAACGGACAAGGCCUUUGAGCUGUUCAAGGAGAUGAAAGCAAAAGGUUUAUUAAUUGAUCGGGCGACUUAUGGCACAUUAGUUGAGUCAUUUGUUGCAGGUGGCAAAGUUGAAUCUGCUUGUGGCUUGUUGAAGGAUUUAAUUGACUCAGGAUAUCGGCCUGACUUGCGGAUCUAUAACUCUCUCAUCGAAGGCUUGUGUAGUGUCAAGCAUGUUGAUAAGGCUCACAAGCUUUUCUUUGUAACAUUGCAGGAGGAUCUCCAGCCAGAUUUUGGGACAGUUAAUCCCAUUCUGGUUUCUUAUGCUGAGAUGAGAAGAAUGGAGGAUUUCAGCAAGUUGCUGAUGCAGAUGGAGAAGUUUGGAUUUUCUGUGAUAAAUGAUCUCUCCAGUUUCUUCUCAUCUUUCGUUUGUGUGGAAGAGAGGAUACCGAUAGCUUUAGAUGUUUUCAGGGACUUGAAGGUAAAAGGUUACUGCAGCGUGUCGAUCUACAAUAUCUUGAUGAGGGCUUUGAAAAAGUCUGGGGAUGUGAAAUUGGUAAUGUCUCUAUUUGAUGAAAUGAAGAACACCCAAAUCGAGCCCGAUUCCUUGACUUACAGUAUCGCUAUCGAAUGUCUUGUUGCGCUCGAGGAAAUAAAAGAGGCAUGCACGUGUUAUAAUAAGAUAAUGGAGAUGUCAUGUCUCCCCUCUAUAGAUGCAUAUUGUUCUCUUGCUAAAGGACUCAGCAAAAUUGGGGAGAUUGAUGCAACUAUGACGCUCAUCCGUGAUUGCCUGGCCAGUGUUAUGAGUGGACCCAUGGAGUUCAAAUACUCUCUGACGAUUCUCCAUGCAACUAAGUCAGGGCAGGCUGAGAAAGUGGUUGAGGUCCUGGAAGAGAUGGUGCAAGAGGGCUUCCCUCCAAGUGAUGUUGCAUACUCUGCCGUCAUCUCUGGAUUUUGUAAGCAUGGGACAAUAGAAGAAGCUAGAAAAGUCUUUUCAAGUAUGCAAGAGCGCAAGCUUUUGAGGGAAUCAGAUGCAAUUGUUUACGAUGACAUGCUGGUUGAACACAUGCAGAAGAAGACAGCAGACCUAGUUUUAUCGGGACUGAAGUUCUUCGGUCUGGAAAGAAAAUUGAAAGCAAAGGGAUGUAACUUGUUGCCUCCGUGAUGAUGCAUGUGUUCUAUGUUCAUUCUACCACUGCUAUAUUUAAAGGCUUCUUUGCAACGCAAAAUGGGAAGGGCUUCCUAGCUUUGUGAUCACUAGGAUGGCCUCAAUGAAAUGCAAGGCAGUUUCUGGAUCCUUGAGGUUGCACAUUGGUCUACUGCCUUAUGCCAGUACCCUUUGACUUGUGGUUGAUCUCUGCUGCCAUUGCACCAUUACUUCAGGUGAGCGAAUGUGACUUUGGAAUUACCUAUAUGUUGCCUUGAAAUAAUUUGGUUAGCCAAUCAUCUUUUACAACCUUCACCUUAUUUUCUCCAGCUUCUUGGAACUGUAAGGUGUAGAAUGUAUCUUUCCUUUUGGUGAUUCACGCAUCUUGCCCCAUGGUAAGUUAACGUCUUGUGUAGGGCCUUGCAGGAAGAUUACCCUUUAAGCAUUUGUUGUAAUGGUGGGAGGCUAUUCUAUAGUGCACGAACAACUUACAGUUAAAUCAGUCCUACUAGAGAUCAAUAUAGACUAAUAGUUUUGUGAUCUCCAUGAGCACAGUCUGAUUCAUCGAUCUCUAUGGCGAAGAGUGUCUCAACUGUAUGAAUAUAGGAGAUAUCUGCAAAACAUGGAAGCUAGUACCUGCGAAAAAAUGUAGCUGUUAUUCAGCCGUAGCUGGAUAGAAUUCGAAGGCUUGCAUUUCCAAUUUCUAUUGAGAGAACCACCUGGAAAUUAGGUCAAAUCAAUGGUGUUGCGUGUCUCAAGAUUGAAGAUGUGUGUUGCUUUCAGUUAGUUUAAGAAGAUUCAGGAAGUGCCUGCUUUGAAGAAUUAUGCUGGAUGCCACCCCUUUUUGGCUGCAAAUAUUGCCAUCAGGUUCAAUUACUGUGUAAUAUCAAGUUUAAGGAAUGACGUCUUCAUCUAUAUAUUGAAGGUUGAGGACAAAAGGAAUGGAUAAUAUUGAAGAUGAGAAGUCAGCCCCCUUAGAGCCUAUAAAAGUUGUUCGAUAUACCAAAGCAUGGAACAAGAGGAGUUUGACCUAUUCAAAUUCAAAAGCUAGUAACAGUGACCGAAUGAUGGAGGCUCACAUGGAGAAAUGUAAUAACUGUCAACGGGUAUUCAAGGUCAAUAAACAGACAAAAUGCGGAAGGAGCACUGACGCUCGGGCUAUGCCAAAACUCCAUGAACUUUUUGUCUCGAGUUUUCUCCUUUGUGUUUGUAGCAAUGUUCUUUCAGUUUUGCUUUUAGUACUUUUAGUUUUCAAAUCAAUCUUGUCAAUCUGUGACGUGCAUCGAAUAUGAUUGUCGACAGCUAUCUGAGAUGCCCUCUAAACUAUUCUGCUUGGCUAUCAUCAUCAAAGAGUUUAGUUAUAUGCGUUUUGAA
Messenger RNA from Eucalyptus grandis, 3621 nucleotides. Its product is annotated as pentatricopeptide repeat-containing protein At4g20740. The transcript has 2 exons. Bases 91 to 2265 code for a protein of 724 amino acids. Lineage: Eukaryota; Viridiplantae; Streptophyta; Magnoliopsida; Myrtales; Myrtaceae. Gene Ontology annotation, molecular function: protein binding. The record is from RefSeq and is a predicted model, not a curated record.